This is a messenger RNA of Stegostoma tigrinum, 2955 nucleotides long. RefSeq names its product high affinity cAMP-specific 3',5'-cyclic phosphodiesterase 7A. Gene Ontology annotation, molecular function: 3',5'-cyclic-AMP phosphodiesterase activity. The record is from RefSeq and is a predicted model, not a curated record. NCBI's taxonomy places the organism in Eukaryota, Metazoa, Chordata, Chondrichthyes, Orectolobiformes, Stegostomatidae.
AUGAUCGACAGUAAAUACCAGGUUCAUUUGAAGACCUUCACAAACUCUUCUAACCUUUGGAUCCCUUCAUCUGGGUGGGAAGAACGCUUUCUUGAGAGACGAGGAGCCAUUUCCUAUGAAAGCUCAGAUCAGACUGCGCUUUACAUUCGUAUGUUAGGGGAUGUACGAGUAAGGAGCCGGGCAGGAUUUCAACCUGAAAGAAGAGAUUCUCAUCCUUAUGUCGAUUUUCGCCUUUUGCACUUAUCCCCAGAAACCGGAGAAUUGACUUCAGCAAGGAAGAUCAGAAGGUUGCUUAGUUUUCAAAGAUAUUUUCGAUCCACGCAUUUAUUUCGUGGUGUACCUCCUCUAAAUUCUGUCAGCAUUCUGGAUGAUAACUACAUUGGCCAAGCCAUGUGUGUGCUAGAAAAGGAUGGAAAUUGGAAUUUUGACAUCUUUCUUUUUGACAGAUUAACAAAUGGGAAUAGUCUGAUUACUUUGACUUUCCAUUUGUUUAAAUGCCAUGGACUUAUUGAACAUUUCCAUUUGGAUUCUGUUAAACUGCGUCGAUUUUUGGUAAUGGUCCAGGAGGAUUACCACCGUAAUAACCCUUAUCACAAUGCGGUUCAUGCUGCUGAUGUAACUCAAGCCAUGCAUUGCUUCCUAAAGGAAAGCAAGCUUGCCAACUCUUUUUCUCCGUGGGAUGUUCUGUUGGGUUUGUUGGCAGCUACCACACAUGACAUGGAUCACCCUGGUGUUAACCAGCCUUUCCUCAUUAAAACCAAUCACUACCUAGCAAGUUUGUAUAAGAAUACCUCGGUGUUAGAAAACCAUCAUUGGAGGUCUGCAGUCUGUGUGCUUCAGGAAUCUAAAUUAUUUUCACAUCUUGCAGUUGAGGAAAUCUAUCGAAUGGAAAGCCAGUUGGGUUCCCUGAUUCUAGCCACAGAUAUAACUCGUCAGAAUGAGUUUCUGUCACAGCUUCGAACUCACUUGGACAUGAGCGAUCUGCAUUUAGAUGAUGCAGGUCAUCGGCAUUUCAUGCUUCAGAUAGCAUUGAAAUGUGCAGAUAUCAGUAACCCAUGCCGGCCUUGGGAACUGAGUAAGCAAUGGAGUGAAAAGGUAACCCAGGAAUUCUUCCAUCAAGGGGAUAUUGAGAGGAAGUAUAAACUAGAUAUAAGUCAGUUGUGUGAUCGUCAUACAGAAACUGUAGCCAAUAUUCAAAUAGGUUUCAUCACUCACGUAGCAAAACCUCUUUUUGUGGAGUGGUCUCGAUUCUCCAACACAACACUGUCACAGACUAUGCUUGGACACCUUAGCCUGAAUAAAGCUAGCUGGAAGGGAUUACUACAGGAACAGUCCCAAGGUGGAGAUGAUACUGAUUUAUUUGAGCGGAAAUGGACUGAAUUAUUACCUCAGGAAAGCCAUGAAUUAUUUUAUCCCACCCACCUAACUUGUUCUGCUGGAAGUGGACAGUUGAUUUUCUGCCUGUUCAGUGGAAUGCAAAUGUGACGAUGCUUUUGGUUGGGGGGGCUCUGACUGUCACGGUUGCAUGUGUACCCAUGUCAUGGCUCAUGUAAUUCCAUGCUUUUUUCAAAGCAUCAUAUUCUUCGCCCCUUGCUAGGUCUGAAUAUAAAGCAAUACACAAAUACCUCAGUUGGCUUUUGUGAGACAUUAAGCACGUAAACUACGGUGGUGGCCAAACUGAAGGGAGUGGAGAAAGGAGGGUGACAGUGUCCCAGAAAGUGCCAUUUAUCAACGGUUAGUUUGAAUAUUUGUAAUACAGACUGAUAUUUAGAAUUUCUGCACUUGGGGUUUUCUGUGGUUUUUUUAAUUUAGAUGGCUAAAAUAUGAACUUAGUGAAAAUCUUCUGACAUUGGUACAAUGAAGAGUUUUUGUUCUCUUCCCACCAUUUGAGUGACUGCAUGCAAAGAAGCCAGUCCUUUUUCUGCCUCAGAGAUUUGUUUACAAUGCUGUAUUUUUGAUACUGUUUGGUUCUGGUUCUUGCCUUGAAGCAUAGUGGAAAAGGAACCACAAAAUUCAGAAAUGCUCUUUGGUAAGAAGAUAGAACAAAAUAAAUGCUGCAGCUCGAUCUUCAUCUUUUGUGAUGCCCUUUACAUUCCCAUGGAAGCCUCUCUUCUGCCAUGGUGUUCCUUUAGUGCACUGUGAAUCCAGCCUUCAUCUCUGACCACAACCAGCUUUACUUCAGCAAAUCUGGUAAAAGUGUGCUGCUGGCCUUUGCCUUUUUUUGGGGGAGAUUUGAAGAAAUAGAAAAACAGAUUAGUGGGUGAAGCCAAUGUGUGGUUUUCAUGCAUGAACUGAACUUAGUGAAAGUGGCAGUAAAUUGUUAUAAGGAUCAGCUCAGGAUAUUUGCCUGUGUUUCUGGAGCAUGUGAUUGUGGUACCCAAGAAUAAGUAUGUGAACAAAGUGCCACUUUCACCAAUUAGUUUUCUUCAAAAUGUGACAUCUAUGUAGCCAGAUUGAAGAAAAACUCAACAUUGCUACAGAUGCCUUAAAACUAUGCACAAAGCUAAGUGACCAAAUCUGUUUUUAUUUUGAAAAGUGCAUUGUUCCUCGAUCUUUUUGCGAGUGAAUUGUUACUCCCCUGUGGGCCUGGUUUGAGUGAAAAGAUGAACCUUUGGUCCGAUAAAAUUGCAGAUGUUAUUUUAAACUUCAAACAUUCCAUUUUUGUACUUUACAAUGUUUUAAAUAGAUGUUGAUUAUGUACAGUAAAGCAGAACUGUAUCUUAAGUUUGGUGUUUUCCAGUGAAACAAACUUGGUGCUUUUCUCCUUUUUUUUGUGAACUUGUAUUUCAGGACUGUUUAAAAGAAUUCUGUUUACAAUUUGUUGCAACAGCCAUCUUUGAGAGAUGAAGGCUUCAAUGUUAAGCUUAAGGACAUUACCAAGUUGUUGGCAGGGAUGCCAUAUUUUGAUAUGUGCCUGUUGCUGUUCAAAAUUUUGAAUUAAAAAAAUUGACAUAC